Messenger RNA from Rhododendron vialii, 2734 nucleotides. RefSeq lists its product as uncharacterized. The record is from RefSeq and is a predicted model, not a curated record. The transcript has 5 exons. The coding region runs from base 122 to 2191 and encodes 689 amino acids. NCBI's taxonomy places the organism in Eukaryota, Viridiplantae, Streptophyta, Magnoliopsida, Ericales, Ericaceae. Gene Ontology annotation, molecular function: nucleic acid binding; zinc ion binding.
GUGGAAAAAAUCGAAGCAGAGAUCCUGGUAUAUUUCCCCUUUCCCAUUUCCCCUCUCCAGAUCAUAAUAGUAGCAUUGGAGAGGAAAAUCCGUUUACUAAACCCACAGUAUUAGCGCAGGAAUGGCGAGGAAUUUCGAGAAACAGAGCGUGGGCUGGAACUCAACCCCGCCACCGGCUCCUAAUCAACGGCAGUUUGCUCCAAACGAGGGAAACAAGAAGGAUAAUUCUUGUUUCUUCUGUAAGAAAGAAGGGCACUGGCUUAAGGAUUGCCCCAUGAAGAGCCCUAAUCAGGGACCACCAACACCGCCUCCGUCUAUCGGUGAUUUACACUGCCACUGCGGUAUACAUUUGGCCCCGCAGCCCUCGAAGGACAAUCGUCUGUACUACGCUUGCCCUCUCCGCCGCUCUGGCACUCAGGGCAAAGGCUGUAACUUCUUCAAGAGGUGUGAAGAUGUAACACGUGAUGUCAAUAUUAAAGUUAGCCGCACCCCUACGUGUGGGUGUAGUGCUGGACCCUGCCGUAUGGAUGCCAGUCGCCGCUUCUUUGUAUGCCCAAUUAAGAAGGGACAGGGCGCGUGUAGUUUUGUUCAACCGGUUGACUCUACAAACAAUUUUGUGGACGAACGAUUGCUGGAUUCUACAAACAAUAUUUUGGAUGAUACAUUUCUGGAUGCUGCUCUUGAUCUUUUGGAAGAUCAGUUGGUGGAGCCAACUAAUGAUAUUCGGGAUGGAAGCCCAAGUUCUCCACCGUCUACCUUGACUAGCUGUGGUGACACUAGUCCCUCAAGCAGGGACAUGGUUGAGGAAGGGAAUUCCAGCCACCAAGGGAUGGAAAUCGAGUCGCCUGUGGUGGACACUCCUGAACAUCCCCAAAAGCUUGGAACAAGUUUUGAAUUAUCGAGGCCAGAAAGGGUGUCCCUGGUGGAUUCCCAGGACCAAGAAGAUAUGCCAGAGGAACCUUUGCGGCGUAAUUGUAAACGCCUGCGACAUGGCGAUCCAAAAGUCGAUAGUUUAGUCAUUGACUCCACUAGUGACUGCUGGGACAUGCCGCAGUCAAAGUCCACGAGUUUGACAACGGAGAAAGCACUCCGACCCUGUAUUCUAACCUCAGGGGCUUUGAUUCGUCAAAGGCAAGUUAAGUUUUUGAGGCAGAUUUCUUCUGCUGGAGCUUCUUUACCCGAAGCUUCUUCCUACAGUAGUUCUUCUGCCUUGACUACUAGCAGGGAGCUAUUGGCAGAUUAUUGUGUGGAUUCUUCUGCCAUUAAUGAAAUUUUGGGCACUAAUUUCAAAGGUUGGUGUGGCCGGCUUGUGUUUCCCCCAUCUCAGUCCCUAACAUUUCCAGCACCAAAGCCCUUUUUUUGUGGUGUUUUUCCUUGUUUUGAUCCCAUUUCCCUUCCUCAAGAUGCCAAUAUACCCUUUGAAAUAUGCAGCCCUUCACCAGUUGAAUCUGGCAAGCAGUAUCUGCUUGCUCCUUUUGAGCCGUCAGCUGCUCUUCUUAGUGAGACAUCAGGCCUCAAGGCACCUCCCAAACAUUUCCAAGGAAAGAUAAUGAAAGAAUCAGUCAUGGAUAAAUUCAAGCAGGCAGCAGCGAGCCUUCAAGAGGACCUUCUCAUUCUUCUAGAGUCCAUGGAUUUUCAUGAUCAUGCGUCAAUGCUUGAGGAAUCGUGUUCUGUUUUUGGUGCUCUAGAGAGAUUGAUGGUUGAUUAUGAACCCUUUAAAGAAAAAGUGAUGAAAUAUAUAGGCAGUGCAGAAUCACUCGCUCGACUUGAAUUGUCUAUUGACAAUGGCGACUGGUCUUCUCGGGAGCUUUUUGAUAGUUACAAUCGGAAGAAACAGCAUCUAGAAGUUAUUUCUCAUGGCCAUGCUCAGACUUUAUCUAACUUGGAAGCCUCUAAUCAGCACCUUCGAUAUCUUGAACAAGAGGCCUCCCGUCUUAAGGACAUGCUUCGCCGUGUGGAGGAGGAAUUGGCUUGUUGUAAGGUGGAUAAUAUGGAGAUUGAUGCUCGUUUUAAUGAGAUAGCUGAAGACAGGUUGCAGUUGGAGUUAAAUCUUCAAGCUGCGUUUAACGAGGCUGAAGAAGCAAGGAGAGUUUGUCAACGUAUGGAAGCAGAACGGAGCGCUGUGAAGGCAUCCUUUGAGGAGGCCAGGUUGGAGCUUCGACAGAGCGGUAAUAUGCUUUUCUUGAUGUAAGUUCCCAGCUAAGUGUGGCACUACUACUUGUUCCUUGUUGAAGGGUUGCAUCCCUUGUUUCUCUUGAGCUCUAUCCUUCCUGUACGUUGAAUCGUGAAUGUUAAUAUAGUCACUAUAGUGUUUGUCAUGUUGGCUCUGUAAAUACGAAAGCCAAAGCUGAGAACAGAUGAGGGGCUGUGUUUGCGAUGGCUGCAAUUACCUGAAGAUGUUUAGGGCAGCUAAGCUCAGCAUUCUAUGUCACCAGUUGGUGCAUGUGUCCUCUCCUUCUGUUGAGAUAUUUGAGUUAUUGUAUUGCUGCACUCAAAAGUCAUGUUAAGGUGUUUGCUUUUUGGUCUUGUGCUUGGUUGGGAUUCAUUCUCUAUGUUUAUUUCUAAUAUGGUCAUUGCCUCUCGCUGUAAAUGUCGGUUGGGAUGUGUCAGCUAUCCUUGUGGUUUCUGUACGCUUGUUCUUUCUGCUAGAUUCUGUUAAUCAAAAUCUGUAAGAAUUUUCGAAUGCUACUUCCAGUAUAUAUGACUUGCUGUUGUACGAAAAGUGUGUUUCACA